Molecule: messenger RNA, 2124 nt
Organism: Morone saxatilis (striped sea-bass)
Lineage: Eukaryota; Metazoa; Chordata; Actinopteri; Moronidae
Exons: 6
Coding region: 32-997 (321 amino acids)
Source: RefSeq, a predicted model, not a curated record
AGAGACAGCAGUAAACCAUCAGAGCGUCAACAUGAAAGUCCAUCACACUUUGAUCUGUUUCUUCAUCCUCUCACUGUGUGGGGGAGACUCUGGGCUUGUCAGUGCAACCACGUUUGCAGGAGCUGUAGGAGGAACUGGUGGAAUUAGUUGCUUCUUGCAUCUGAUGGGAAGCAACAAGUUCUUCUGUAAGGAAGAAUGUGAGGCAGAAGGUAUUCUCAUCAGAACAGAUGGUCUCACAGCUCAGAGUGGCAGAUACAGCACUGCAUUCAGUAACACUUCUUCUGAAAGAGGAAUUCUCACUGUGACCAUCACAAAUCUGACCAAGUCUGACUCAGCAUGGUACAGGUGUGGUUUGGGACCAACUGUUGUUCCAUAUUCAUACGCUGACUUUGAGAUCAGAGUUUUAGAUGCAACGUUGGAUGGAAUCUCUGGUUUUGUCCAUGCAGAUACUGAAGGAGAAACUAUCAUUUAUGGAUGCCACGGUACUGUUUACGGAAAGCAGAAGUUCUUGUGUAAGGGCGAUUGUAAAACAGAAGAGGACAUUCUCAUUGAAACAGAGGUGAACAGAGCUCAGAAAGGCAGAUACAGCAUUCAAUAUAUAAACGGAUCUGUAUUUGGACUGCAUGUGACCAUCACGCAGGCGACCAAGUCAGACACAGGAUGGUACAAGUGUGGUUAUGGCAGAGCUUUGUCUCCAGAUUCAUACAAGAUGUACCCGAUCCUUGUCAUUGAUGCUUCCACACCAACAACAACAACAACACCAACAACAACCACCCACCAGUUGACAGCCCUCUCCUCUGUCUCUCACCCAGGUCUCCUCUUGGCUCUGGUUGUAUGCAUGCCCUUGAUUUGUGUGCUGUUGGCUGCUUUGCUGCUGCUCCUCUAUAAAUGGAGGACAAGCAGGAACUUUGGUUUAAACACCAAAGGAAAUGCAGACAGCAUGCACGUGGAGUCUUCCGUCAACUAUGUGAAAUAUGCUGAAGACAACACACGUUAGAACAACCCAUCUGCCAGAAAGUAGCAGGACCAAAUCUACUGAAUCCAGAUUGUGCAGUUUAUAGCUUAUAAAGUGUUGCAAGUCAUUUUUCUGAGGGUGUUCACCACUCACUUGAUUAUUUUGAAAUGUCCAAUUUGUCUUUUGUUUUAUUCUUCUUUUAAACUUUGAGCAAUGUAUGGUGAAAUUAGUGCUAUCCAGCGUUUACCAGUUGUUCAAUACGUCAUGCCAGGUUGCAUCCAAUUCCAUUCCCUGAUUAAGUAUUUAUAUGAUACUUGUAUGUCUGUAGAUAUUUAGCAGACUGGGACUGUUGUCCAGUUUGUCAAAAUCCUGACAUGUCAACACCAAUCUACAUAUAUUAAGCAACAGCAAGUUUAUUUAAACAGCACAUCUUGUACUAUUUAAUUGAAUAGUAUGAUAUAUAUAAUACAAUUAAAACAAAGUAGUACAAAAUGCAUUCCAGUUGCAUUCAGCAUUACAGCUAAAUGCUGCUUCAUGGUUAGUUUGGGCUCGUCAAUAGAUCAAAGAGCCCUACUCAGUUUGAAUUCUUUAAGCAUAUCAGAGACGUAUAUUGUGCACAAACCAUUCAGUUUAUAGACUAGACGCAGCACUUGAGCACACAUGAAUCCAUGGAAGUGUACAGUUUUCUACUUUUCUCAUUACUUUCUAUUUAAUAGUACUUUUUAAACAAUGUCUAGGGAAUGGGGAAGAACCUGUGCAGUUAUCACCUGCUCCAGUAGCAGUGAAAAACUGACUGUGAAACACAUAAGCUUUUAUGUGCAGAAGAGGAUGUUCACAUCCCAGGCAAUUAAUGAAUUAAUGUUGAAUACAAAAAACUUGAAAACAUCUCUAUCUCUUUCUCUCCUACUUUCCUGUCUAUUUUCACCCGUCCUAUGAAAAUAAAGGCAUAAAAAGCCCGCAAAAUAUCUUUAAAAAAAUGUUUACAAUCUUAUAUUACAAUAAUUUCAAGUUGUGUUCCUAAUCAUAAACUCUGUGUUGAUAGUUAUGAUAGUUUGGAUAUUCCUUGCAUCAAACCUUAAUAAAAAUAUUGCAGCAAAGCACACAUAUACUGUACAACUAAUGUAGGUUAAAAGUUGAUUGUGUGAAGAUGAGUAAGCAUUUGGAAUAAA